Molecule: messenger RNA, 2324 nt
Organism: Myiozetetes cayanensis
Lineage: Eukaryota; Metazoa; Chordata; Aves; Passeriformes; Tyrannidae
Gene: IGFBP3
Product: insulin like growth factor binding protein 3
Exons: 4
Coding region: 604-1461 (285 amino acids)
Biological process (GO): regulation of insulin-like growth factor receptor signaling pathway
Cellular component (GO): extracellular region
Molecular function (GO): insulin-like growth factor I binding; fibronectin binding; insulin-like growth factor II binding
Source: RefSeq, a predicted model, not a curated record
GAGGCGGGGAGCGAAGCGGCUGGCAGGCAGGCAGGCGGCACGGGAAAUAAACCCAAGGGAACUUCGAUUUUUCUUCCCCCUCCCCAUUAUUUUUCCUCCCCUCCGUACUUUCUCCUUUUUUUUUUUUUUUUUUUUUUUUCCCCCCUAAAACACUUUUGGACCAAGUUUUCUUCUGACCGUCUGGACUUGGCUUUUGAUUUUUUUUUUUCUUUUAACUUUUGCAAAGCUGCCUUUUUUUUUUUUUUUUUUCCCCCGAGUGUUGUGUGUAUGGCAAAAAAAGAAAAGUUACUGUCGAGCCAAGUAAUUCAGGCGCUCUGCAGGCAGGAGGGGGGAGAAGAGAAGGAAAAAGCUGUCUUUGUUGCUAGCGAGCCCUUGCUGCCUUUAUGUGACUGAGGGCAAGCGACUGCAGGGAAGGCCAGCGUGCGAGUGCCGGCAGCGGCUCCUCGCUCCGGCAGGGCUGCGAGCGGCCGGCGGUUCCGCUCCCCGCUCGCAUUGCUCCACUUCGCUCCCUCCGCCCGUGCGCACCCACAGAGGGCUCUGCCCGUCCCUCUCCCGGCCGCGGUGCGCGGGGGCGGCUCCCGGCGGCUCCCUCCGCCGGUUGCCAUGGUGCCGCGGCCCGGCGUGCUGUGGGCAGUGGCGGCGGCGGCGCUGGCGCUGCUGGUGCGGCGGGCGGCGGCGGCGCUGGCGGGGCCGGUGGUCCGUUGCGAGCCCUGCGACGCGCGGGCGCUGCAGCAGUGCAAGCCCCUGCAGCCCGACUGCGCCGAGCGGGUACGGGAGCCGGGCUGCGGCUGCUGCCUCACCUGCGCCCUGCGCCCCGGGCAGCCCUGCGGCAUCUACACGGAGCGCUGCGGCGCGGGGCUCAGCUGCCAGCCGCGGCCGGAGGAGGCGCGGCCGCUGCAGGCGCUGCUGGAGGGCCGCGGGCUUUGCACCAACGCGACGGCGGGCGGCAAGCUGCGGGCCUUCCUGCUGCCGGGACCGCACGCUGCAGGAAAUUCUAGUGAUUCAGAAGAAGACCAGAGUACCAGCAGCACAGAAAAUCAGGCCGUUCCAAACUCUCACAGAGUGCCAGAUUCCAAGUUGCAUCCACCACAUAUCAAAAUAGAUAUCAUCAGGAAAGUGCAAGCCAAAGAUACACAGCGCUAUAAAGUGGAAUACGAUUCGCAGAGUACAGAUACACUGAAUUUUUCUUCUGAAUCCAAACAAGAGACUGAGUAUGGUCCAUGUCGUAGAGAAAUGGAAGACACUUUAAAGCACCUAAAGAUCCUGAAUGUCUUGAGUCCAAGGGGCUUUCAUAUUCCGAAUUGUGACAAGAAGGGGUUCUACAAGAAAAAGCAAUGUCGCCCGUCCAAAGGCCGAAAAAGAGGUUAUUGCUGGUGUGUGGAUAAAUAUGGACAGCCACUUCCCGGGUAUGAUGGGAAGGGAAAAGGAGAUGUCCACUGCUAUAACUUGGAAAGCAAAUGAGGACUGGGUGCGAGCUCUUUUGGCAUCUGGGCGUGGCCACUGGACCUCACAGAGACCAUGGAGGGCUGGGCAAACACUGUGGACUGCAUUGCGCAUGAAGUAUUGAGCUCUGCCUCUGCAGCAGGUGGGGAGUUGCAGCCUCUGCAGAUGCUGUGGCAGCUGUACCCUGCCACCAACGUGCGUUGAGCUUCCUAUAGGAUGUUUAGGAGCUAUGAAAUCCCAUGUAAAUGUGCACUAUUGAUACCUAGAGAGAGAAAAACAAAAGGCACUUCAGAAUGGAUUCAGGGAGUCUCCACUUACUUUUUAAAGAAUGGCCUGUGACCAAUUUGAUCCUGAAAGAUACUGUUGUGUUUUUUUUUAUUUUAAAGAAUUUAUAGAUUUUAAGCUUGUAAAAGUAUUAAAGAAAAAACCACAAAACAAACAAAAAAACCCUACAAGGAUUUAAAGGUAAGGCUUUUUUUACAGGUCUGAUGGGAAACUUGUCUUCACGGGUAAAAGGUUUUAUAAAAAUCUCAAAGAACUUUUUAAAGAAAUGUAUUUCUAAAAUAAAGACAUGGCUAUUUUUUCUGUAAAAAAUAUUAUGAAUAUUCUGUUAGUCUGUAUUUAAUAUAAUUGUUUUUUAAUAAACUUUAUUUAAAUGUAACAUGUGAAUACCAAAUAUUACAUGGUAAUUCUAGUGUAUACUUCUGUAUGCAAAGAGAAAGUAAGGGUAUGGAAUGACCUAUAAGUAUAUUUAAAUCCAUAUACAUACACACUGACAUAUUCUAGAUCAUAGAAAUUAAUUUGUGGAGCAAAGGAAGUGUUUCUAGAAGAGUUUGAGAUUUUGUGUAUUUGAUAUAACUAGAAAUUCCAAGAUAAUUUCU